AUGAAUUGCCUUCGCCUCGUUCGGCUAAAUCCUCUCCAUUCGACAUUAUCAAGACUAGGCACUGUGAAAUUUAUAUCGCAUCAUCCAUUCAAAUUUACGGAAAGUCAAGAGAAAUGGAGACAAAUAGAUCAAAUGCCAGACAAAUGGGACCUCAUAUAUAAAGCACCUAUGGGGACAGUCCUUAAUUUUUCAUCGGCAUAUUUGACAGCGUCGUCGGCAAUCCUAUCUGCUGGUGCAAUUUAUUACUCUUUGUUUAAAUUUGAUAUUACAAAACUUAACGAUCCGAUCAUAAUCGGAGACGACGUCGUUAUCGCAAACAAUAUGUAUGAAAGUUUAAUAUACGUCGGUGCAUACAUUAUGUUCCAUGUUGCACUGAAGAUCUUACUUUCAAAAUUCGUUGUACGUCUAUAUAAAAAUGGUGACGAAUAUACAGCUGUUUAUAGAGGAAAUUGGUUCAAUAGUAUAUCGAAACAUAGAUUCCAUCUAGACGAAUUCAAGAAGUUGAAUCCAACAUUAGUUGUAUCCUGGGGUGAAGCGAGAUAUGCACUCGGCAAAAGACAUGGAAUUCUACUGGACAACUAUUUCAAAUCACCAGAAUAUUUAAACUACUUAAUUACUAAGAAUAAAAUAGGAUAA
Messenger RNA from Danaus chrysippus (African queen), 636 nucleotides. The record is from the annotation of a GenBank genome assembly. NCBI's taxonomy places the organism in Eukaryota, Metazoa, Arthropoda, Insecta, Lepidoptera, Nymphalidae.